AUGAAGCUUAACAAUGAGAGCGUCACGAUUGAGCUCAAGAAUGGUACGAUUGUGCAUGGCACUGUCACAGGUGUCGACGUGCAGAUGAACACGCACCUCAAGGCGGUAAAAAUGACGGUGCGGGGCAGCGAUCCCGUCUCGCUGGACACGCUAUCGAUCCGCGGUAACAACACGCGGUACUGGAUACUGCCGGAUGCGCUCCCUCUUGACACUCUCCUUGUGGACGAUGCGCCGCGGCCGAAGGGCAAGCGCAAGGAUGACGCGCCGCGCGGACGGGCAGACCGCGGGCGUGGUGGUCGUGGCCGCGGCGGGCGUGGCCGCGGCCGUGGGCGCCCCUGA
Molecule: messenger RNA, 339 nt
Organism: Malassezia sympodialis ATCC 42132
Lineage: Eukaryota; Fungi; Basidiomycota; Malasseziomycetes; Malasseziales; Malasseziaceae
Gene: SMD1
Product: mRNA splicing protein SMD1
Biological process (GO): RNA processing; spliceosomal snRNP assembly
Molecular function (GO): RNA binding
Source: RefSeq, a predicted model, not a curated record